Molecule: messenger RNA, 1011 nt
Organism: Vespula pensylvanica (western yellowjacket)
Lineage: Eukaryota; Metazoa; Arthropoda; Insecta; Hymenoptera; Vespidae
Gene: Prosbeta2
Product: proteasome subunit beta type-7
Exons: 4
Coding region: 93-926 (277 amino acids)
Cellular component (GO): proteasome core complex
Molecular function (GO): threonine-type endopeptidase activity
Source: RefSeq, a predicted model, not a curated record
AUCGACAAGACGUGAAUUUAAGUAGUGGUUCUGAAUUUUGCUUACUGUUUGAUUUGAGUCGAGUCGAGUUCGCUUUACGGUACAUAAUAAUCAUGUCUACUGUCCUUGUACCCGAAAUUCCUGCUCCAGGAUUUUCUUUUGAUCUCUGUCAACGGAACAAGUUUUUAUUAAAGAAAGGAUUUAAGGCUCCGUCUGCUGUUAAGACAGGUACUACUAUUGCAGGAGUUGUUUUCAAAGAUGGAGUUGUUCUUGGAGGUGAUACACGUGCCACCGAAGAUUCUAUUGUGGCAGAUAAAAAUUCUAGAAAAAUUCACUACCUUGCUCAGAACAUGUACUGUUGCGGAGCAGGAACUGCAGCAGAUAACGAGAUGACCUGUCAGAUGAUUGCUAGUCAAUUGGAAUUACAUCGUUUAAAUACUGGUCGUAUUGUACCUGUUUGCACUGCUAAUUCAAUGUUCAAGCAAUUUUUGUUUCGGCAUCAAGGUCACAUUGGUGUAGCUUUGGUGUUAGGUGGUGUUGAUUUAGAUGGUCCACAUUUAUAUGCUAUUUUUCCUCAUGGAUCAAGCGAAAAAUAUAUGUUCACCAGUAUGGGUUCGGGAUCGUUAGCUGCAAUGGCUACACUUGAAAGUAGAUGGAAGCCUGACUUGACGGAGGAAGAAGCCAAACUAUUGGUAGCAGAUGCUAUUCGUGCGGGUGUUUUCAAUGACUUGGCAUCUGGCUCAAACGUAGACUUGUGCGUUAUACGCAAAGGAUCUGUCGAUUAUCUGCGACCUUAUGAUGUUGCUAACGUAAAAGGAGAACGUCAAGCGUCUUAUAGAUAUAAAAAGGGAACUACUGCGGUUCUUUCUAAAACCGUGCGUCCUAUAAUCAUAGAAGAAGAAUCGGUUCGCGUAGUGGAAGCCGAACCAAUGGAUACUUCUUCUUGAAGAUAGAGUCUGCUCUUAAUUUAAUAUUAAGUUGAUAAAAUUUGUGAAUUUUCCUUAAUAAAAUCUUGCAUAUAUAUAUAAUAUA